Molecule: messenger RNA, 13363 nt
Organism: Boleophthalmus pectinirostris (great blue-spotted mudskipper)
Lineage: Eukaryota; Metazoa; Chordata; Actinopteri; Gobiiformes; Gobiidae
Gene: dmd
Product: dystrophin
Exons: 79
Coding region: 13-10605 (3530 amino acids)
Biological process (GO): synaptic signaling
Cellular component (GO): plasma membrane
Molecular function (GO): protein binding; zinc ion binding
Source: RefSeq, a predicted model, not a curated record
GUAAAGGAUGUGAUGAAGGAUGUGAUGGCGGGCCUACAGCAGACCAACAGUGAGAAGAUUCUGCUGAGCUGGGUUCGUCAGAAUACAAGGCAGUACCCUCAGGUCAAUGUGGUGAACUUCUCUAGCAGUUGGAAUGAUGGACUGGCCUUCAAUGCCCUCAUCCACAGUCACAGACCGGAGCUUUUUGAGUGGAGCUCGGUGGAGAAGAAGACGUCUGCCAUUGAGCGACUGGAACAUGCUUUUAAUAAGGCCGAGCAGCACCUGGGGAUAGAGAGACUGUUAGAUCCAGAGGAUGUGGCUGUGCCCAACCCGGACAAGAAGAGCAUCAUCAUGUACGUGACGUCACUGUUCAAGGUCCUCCCUCAGAGCAUCUCCAUGGAGGCCAUCGAGGAGGUGGAGACGUUACCGCGGGCAACCUCCUCUGCUACCCGGGUAACCACUGAGGAGCACUAUCAGAUCCAGACCCAGCAGCGCUACUCCCAACAGAUCACCGUCAGUGUUGCGCAGGGUCGUGUCCGGAGCCCCUCCCCUCAGCCUCGCUAUAAAAGCUAUGCCUACACGCAGGCCGCAUAUGUCCAGUCCCCCGAGCAAAAGAGGAGACGCGUUACGGAUCAGUUCCUGAGUACGGCCCACGAGGAGCUCCAAAGAGGGCUGAGUCCACUGCCACCAGGAUCCACCAGUCUGGAGAGCUACCAGGCUGCGCUCGAAGAGGUGUUGACGUGGCUGUUGUCGGCAGAAGAUGGACUCCAGGCCCAACCGCCGAUCUCCAACAACGUGGAGGAGGUCAAAGAGCAGUUCCACACACACGAGGGCUACAUGGUGGAGCUGACCACGCACCAGGGCAGUGUGGGGAGGGUGCUGAGAGCUGGCGCCGCCCUGCUGGCCGAGGGCAACCUGAGCGCAGAGGAGGAACAAGAGGUGCGCGAGCAGAUGAACCUCCUGAACUCAAGAUGGGAGCACCUAAGGGUGGCCAGUAUGGAGAGGCAGAGCAGGCUCCAUGAAGUGCUGAUGGAGCUCCAGCAGCAGCAGUUACAGCAGCUGACAGACUGGCUGGAUGUGACCGAGGCUCGCAUUAAGAGGAUGAGCGCUCAGCCUCUGGGACCAGACCUGGAGGACGUCAAGCACCAAGUGGAGGAGCAUAAGCUGCUGCAGGAGGAUCUGGAGCUGGAGCAGGUGCGGGUCAACUCCCUCACACACAUGGUGGUGGUGGUGGAUGAGAACAACGGGGACAGCGCCACCGCCGCAUUGGAGAGCAGACUGCAGGUGCUUGGAGACCGCUGGGCAGCCAUCUGCAGGUGGACAGAGGAGCGCUGGAUUCUGCUUCAGGAGAUACUGCUCAAAUGGCAACACUUCACUAAUGAACAAUGCCUCUUUGACUCAUGGCUGACUCAGAAGGAGGAGUUGGUUCGUUCCAUCAAGACGUCCAACCUGAAGGAGCAGGCAGAGAUAGUGGCGUGUCAACGGAAGCUUUCUAUGAUAAAAAGUGAGCUGGAGGUGAAGAGGCCCACCAUGGACAAGCUGUGCUCCAUGAGUCAGGACCUUCUCUCCAGUGUGAACAAGGACGUGGCCUGUAAACUGGAGGCCCGCCUGGACAGCUUCGCCCAGCGCUGGGACCGGCUACUGCAGAGUCUGGAGAUGAGCAUCGCACAGCUGUCAUCCACCAUCACGGCCUCCCAGCAGACAGAGGUGGUGCACUCCUCUGUCACCACGACGACCGUCACCAAGGUCUCCAGGGAGAAGGUGGCAGCACUGAGGCAGACCCGAGAAUCACCUCCUCCACAGAAGAAGAGACAAGUGGUGGUGGACUCCGAGCUCAGGAAAAGAUUUGAUGUAGACUUCACUGAGGUGCACAGCUACAUGACCAGAGGGGAGGCCAUUUUACAGAGCCCUGAGUUCUCUGUAUCUCGAAAAGACGGGAGCAUCCAGGAACUGUAUGAUAAAGUCCAGGCGAUUGAAAGGGAGCGACCCGAAAAGUACAGAAAGCUCCAAGAGGCUACACGGACGGCACAGACCCUCGUGGAGCAGGAGGGGACCCGGGCAGAGGACAUAGCCCAAGCGGCGGAGCAAUUAAACCAGCGCUGGACUGGGUUCUGUGCCCUGUUGGCAGAGAGACUGGCAUGGCUGGCCUAUCAGACCAAGGUCCUGGCCUUCUACAAUCUGUUUGAACAAUGUGAACAAGCCGUGGACAACAGCGAGAACUGGCUCAAAGUCCAGCAGCCCCCAGCGGCCGAACCAGAGCCUCUCAAAGUGCAGCUGGACAGAUGCAGGGAGGAGAUCGCGCGCCUGUCUUCGCUCCAGCCCCAGGUGGAUCAGCUGGAGGCCAGACUGAAGGAGCUGAAGGAGGAGAAGGAGGGAGAGGAGGAGCCUUCAUUCUUGGAUGCAGAUAUCAGUGCAUUUAAAGAGCACUACGAGAAGGUGCUGGAGGAUCUGAGGGCGCGAGAGAGGCAAUUGCAACUGGUUUUGGAAAGUUUACCGCCGGCUCGGUACAAGGAAACCAUCGCUGCUCUGUUGGCAUGGCUACAACAAUGCGAAGCCAAGCUCGCCAUCCCCUCCACCGCCGUCACAGAAUACCCCAUCAUGGAGCAGCGACUCCAGGACAUCCAGGCUCUGCAGGUGUCCGUGGAGGAGCACCAGGGGGAAGUGGACUACCUCACCGCAGCUGUGGAGCCCGUGUUCCAGAAGGCACCACCAGAAAUUUGCCAGAAAUACCGCGCGGAGUUGGACGGGAUCUUGGCACGAUGGAGACGACUGGGCACCACCCUCACAGACAGCGCUCAGAGGCUGCAGGAGCUGAUGGCCAAGCUCAUGCAAUUUGAGAAUGAUGUAAAAACGUUGAAGAAGUGGAUGGCAGAUGUGGAUGUGUUCUUAAAUGAAGAGUGGCCGGCGCUGGGAGAUUCGGAGGCUCUGGAGAAGCAACUGGAACAGUGCACAGCUUUGGUAAACGACAUUCACACCAUCCAGCCCAGCGUCAACGGCAUCAAUGAAGUGGGGCUGUAUUUGAAGAAAGAAGCAGAGCCGCCAUUUGCAAUUCACAUCCAAAAAGAACUGGACUCUCUCAACGCGCAGUGGGAGAUGGUGUGCAAGCAGGCCUAUGCUAAGAAGUCUGCGCUCAAAGGUGGUCUAGAUAAGACCAUGGCCCUCAGGAAGGAGAUGCAGGAGAUGCAGGAGUGGAUAAACCAGGCUGAGGAGGAUUACCUGGAGAGAGACUUUACGUACAAGACCCCAGAAGAACUGCGCAAGGCCGUGGAGGAGCUUAAGAAAGGCCAGGAGGAGGUUCACUCCAAAGAGAUAAAGGUGAAGCUUCUGACCGACAGUGUGAACAGCUUCAUCGCCAAAGCCCCUCCCACGGCCCACGAUGCUUUGCGCUCGGAGCUGGACGUGCUCGUGGCCAACUACCAACGCCUGUGCAGCAGACUGGACGGCAAAUGCAAAACGCUUGAGGAGGUGUGGGCGUGCUGGUGUGAGCUGCUGUCCUACUUGGAGCAGGAGAAUCUCUUUCUGGAUCAGCUGGAGCAGAAAUUGGAUGAGACGGAUAGCCUGGAGGGAAGGCCCGAGGAGCUGCAGGAGGCACUGGAAGGUUUGGAGAUUCUGCUACAGCACCCAGAGGACAACAGGAACCAGAUCAGGGAGCUGGCCCAGACCCUGAUGGACGGAGGAGUCCUGGAUGAGCUGAUUCAACAGAAACUAGAUGCCUUCAACACCAGAUGGGACGAGCUCAUGGCCAGGGCGGCUCAAAGGAAGAAGGAGUUGGAAGAGAACAUAAAAAGGGCCCAGGAGAAUGACAAGGCGCUGAGGGACAUCCAGGAGUCUUUGGCGGCCACUGACCGCCACCUGACCGCGUACUUGGCGGACCACAUCGACGCGCAGCAAAUACCUCAAGAAGCACAAAAAAUUCAAACGGAGUUGACAGGGCAUGAAACAACUUUGGAUGACAUGAGGAAGAAGAAUCAAGAUAAAGAGAGAGUACUGGGGCAGAUUGAUGCUACACAGAAAAUGCUGGGAGAUGUGUGGGCCAAGUACCGGCUCUUUCAGAAGCCUGCCGACUACGACGCCAGGCUGUCAGAGUGUGAGCGUAUCCUGGCCGGGGUCAAGGCACAGGUGGGGGUGCUGGACAUCCGCAGUGUGGAGCAGGACGUGGUGCAGUCACAGCUGGAGCAAUGCAUGAAGUUAUACAAAAUCCUAAGUGAGGUCAAAGGUGAAGUCGAGACAGUGAUUAAAACUGGAAGACAGAUUGUCCAGAAGCAGCAGACGGAGCAGCCCAAAGAGUUGGACGACAGAGUGACUGCUCUGAAACUACUGUACAAUCAACUGGGAGCACAGGUGACGGAGAGCAAACUGGAGCUGGAGAAGAGUCUGAAGUUAUCCAGGAAACUGCGUAAGGAGCUGAACAGUCUGACGGAGUGGCUAGCCGCUACUGAUGCAGAGCUAACGCGCCGCUCGGCUGUAGACGGCAUGCCCAGUGACCUAGAGGCCGAGGUCGAGUGGGCACAGUCCAUCCACGCAGAGACCGAGCGCAGACAGCCCCAGCUUCAGGCUGUGGUGGAGCUGGCCGAGGCCCUCAAAGCCGUGCUGAGAGGUCACGGGGGUCUGGUGGACGAUAAGGUCAGCCUCCUGCACUGCAACUGGAUCGCGGUCACCUCCCGAGCAGAGGAGUGGCUCAACCUGCUCCUGGACUAUCAGAGGCAGAUGCAGAAGUUAGAUGGACAGAUUGAGGAAGUGAAUACGUGGAUUGAUGGAGCGGAGAAGAAGAUGGAUGAGAUUGACAGCCAGGGACCCAAUGACACUGUUCUUAAGGUGUUGCGCGCCGAGCUGGAGAUGAUGAAGGAGAAGAUGGAGGAAGUGAGAGCCCUAGCUCAGGAACUGAUGUCAACCAGGGGAGAGAACUGCCAGGCGCAAGUGGGACCUAAAGUGGAGCAGCUCAACCAGCGUUUUGACAGCAUCUCACACAGGAUCUCUACUGGUUUGACCGCAGCUUCGGCCAAGGAGCUGGAGCAGUACCACAGCGAGGCUCAGAUCUGGCUGGAACUACUGGAGGAGGAAGUGAAACAAGGAGAGAACCUGAAAGAAGAGGAUUUUCAAGAAGAUAAGGAUUGUGAAGAAGGAGCUGUGAAGGAACUGUUGAUAAAAGGGGAGAAUCUACAGAAGAGGGCACCAGAUCAGGAUAAGAGGGAGCAAGUCCGACUCAAGCACAACGCACUCAACAGCAAAUACAACACGGUCAAGGACCUGCGUGUACUGAGGAACAGAAAAGCCCUGGCCAUAGCUCCACAGUGGUACCAGUACAGGAGGAAGUCACAUGACCUACUGGCCUGGCUCGAUGACAUCCAACGCAGCGUGGAGCAACUGCCCGACCCACCCGAGGGAGAAAGGGUCAAGGAGAUUGGCUCAGAGUUCGACGCCAAGAAGGAGGAGCUUAAGGAGUUGCAGGGUUUAGCCAAUCAGCUGUGUGAGGGCGGGGCAUCCAAUCUGGUGGAGCCACGGCAACUGCAGAUCAAAACGCGAUGGGUUGAGGUGGAGGGCAAGUUCAUUCCCUUCAAAAGACAAUGUGAGUAUCUGACGGAGCUGCAGGCCCUGUUACGACUGGUUUCAGAGACCGAUUUCAAGCUCAACUCUCCUGAGUACUGGCCCGCUGCGUACUACAACCUGCCCCAGCAAGAACUCUGCCUAACGGAGGUGAAGGCGAGCAUAGACAAGCUGGAGGCCCCAGUGGAGGGAGCUUUGUCCAAGAAGGAGGAGAUGGUGCAGGGAGCGAGACCCAUGGAGGGCCAGAGGAUCCAGGAGACAGCCGCUCUGCUUGGCACCAACUGGGACAAACUCAACAAGCUCUACCAAGACCGCCUCAAGCGCUGGCAGGACUGUAACUCCAGGUGGCACAAGUUUGUGGGGGAGCAGAAGGCUCUGGAGGGGUGGCUGAGUGAGGCCGAGAGCGCCCUAUCUCUGGCAGAGACUGAUCCGGCAGCUCACAGGCAGCACCUCAGGGACUUGACCGAGGCCAUCCCCCCACAGGAGGCUGUGCUGGGCCGGGUGAACUCUGCCGGGGAGGACAUCAGCUCGUCCAGCACCCCUGACGACAGCCUGCAGAUCCGCACACAGCUCAAGGUGCUGAACACGCGCUGGGCCAAUGUGUGCCAACAGCUCAACGAACGCAAGAGGAGGUCAGCGGAGGCCAAGACAGCAGCUGCAGAGCUCCAGCAGGACAUGAGCUCCAUGCAGGGCUGGUUGGACCAGGCCGAGGGGGUGCUGGCCAUCCCCCUGGACCCCCCUGAACCUCAGCACAUCCGGGACACUCUGGGCAAAGUGCAGGCGCGCGUGGAGGAGCUUCCUGCUAAGAGGGCCACUAUGGAGGACAUCAACACACGGCACAAACAGCUGACACUUCCUGCGGACAAGCAAAAGGACAUACGCGUCGUCAACAACCGCUGGGCACAGGUGUCUAAAGCCCUCCCUGAGCGUCAGCUGGAGAUCGAGGGUCUGCUGAAGGAGCUGGAGAAGCUCCAGGCUCAGCUGGACGACCUGUCGGCCUGGGCCUCGAGCACCAGAGGCAAGCUGGAGCAGAGCCCAGAGGAGCCUCCCCCCAGGUUGAUUGAGGAAGUGGAAGCUCGGCAGCCGGAAGUGGAGUUUGUUUUGGAAAGAGGCGAGCAGCUGUACAAAGAUAUUCCUCCAAACCACGGAGACAAGGUGAAGUUUGACAAGCUUAAAGAAGACUGGACGAUAAUAAUGGAAAUGCUCCGGCAACAUAAAGAGAGAAUGGCCCUUCUCGCAGCUAGAAAAGCCAAUGAGAAUCUUUUGGGGAGUGCCCAGGCAGAGUCGGCAGCUCUGGCCCAGUUUAACAAGUCGUGGGCGGAGCUUACGGACUGGCUGACCAUGCUGGAUAACAUGGUGCAGAAUAAAAAAGUGGUGGUGGGAGAUUUGGAUGACAUCAACGAGAAUAUCAACACACUCAAGGUUUCUCUCCAAGAACUGGACCAGCGUCGCCCCCUGUUGGAAAAGCAAGUCACUGCCGCCCAAAACCUGAAAAACAAAACCAGCAACCAGGACACUCGCAACGCCAUCACAGAGCGCAUCGACAGGCUCCAGACGCACUGGGAGGACUCUCAGACCAAAGUAUCAGACCGGGUGAAGCAGCUCCACAACAUGCUGCAGGACUCCACCGACUGGCUGGACUCCAAGAAAGACGCAGAUCAGGUUAUCAAACUGGCCCGAGAGCGCCUGGAGGCCUGGGAGGAGAUCAUCACAUACACCGUGGACGACGUCAAGAGGCAGAAUGCAGAACUCAAGAUGCUAGCCAAAGAGCUCCAGCAGUGGCAGGUCCCCGUGGAGCAGACCAACACUUUGGCCAACAAACUCCUAACUCUGUAUGCCAAUGAUGACACCCACCUGGUCAAACAGAUGAACGAUGACAUGAACGCCUCCUGGACCCACAUCGGAAAACGUUUGGGAGACCGAGAAGCAGCUCUUGGCACAGCUCUGAAAACACUGCAAAAUUUCUACCUGGAUUUGGAGAAAUUCCUGAACUGGCUGACAGAAGCUGAGACUACUUGUAAUGUUCUCAUCGAUGCUACAAACAAGGAAAGGCUUCAAGAACAGCCCGAAGCUGCCCGAAACCUGCUAGCCCAAUGGAAGGACCUGGAGGCAGAGAUAGAUGGACACACAGAGAUGUACCACUCUUUGGAUGAGAAUGGACAGAGGAUCGUGGCGUCAUUGGGGGACAGUGAAGACUCGGCGCUGCUCAGGAGGAGACUGAACAACAUGAGCCAGAGAUGGAACGAACUCCGAAGCAAGACGCUAAGCAUGAGAUCUCACUUGGACUCAGAGAUGGCUCCCUGGAAGAGACUUCACAUGUCCCUGCAGGAGCUCUUAAACUGGCUCCGGAUGAAGAACCAGCAGCUGGAGCAGGAGCCGCCUGUAGGGGGCGACGUCCCUGCUGUGCAGGCCCAGCUCGACACUCACAGGGGGUUCAGAAGAGACAUGAGGGCCAAGGAACCAGUGGUGACCAAAGCACUAGAUGAUGUUGGGGUGUUUUUGUCAGAACUGCCCAGAGAAACCCCAUCUCCUGAGCAGAGAGAUAUCAGCCCCGAGGAGCGAGCGCAUCACGUGGGGUGGGUGCUGCGUAAAGAGGCGGACGACGUGGCGAACCGAUGGGAGCGUCUGUGUGGGGACGCGGCGGAGUGGCAGAGGAGGCUGGAGCUGGCUCUGGAGCGUCUGAUGGAGCUCCAGGAGGCCGAGGACCUGCUGGAUGGGCAGCUGAGGCAGGCGGAGAUGGUGCGUGAUGCCUGGGAGCCCGUGGGUGACCUGGUGCUGGACUCACUGCCAGAGCAUAUCGAGAGGGUCAAGGAGUUCCAGGAAGAGAUCGCUCCCAUUGAAAACGAUGUCAAACGUAUGAACCAGCUGGCAUCCACGUUCGGACCACAUGACAUCCAGCUGUCUCCUAGCAACCGAGAACGCAUCGAGGAACUGAACACCCGCUGGGAACUGCUCCAGGUUUCCGUGGAUACAGGCAAAAACAACUCGGGCAGGAACGGAGUGAGUGAGGCGGACUGCAAGGUAUCCGUCAGUGAGCACUUGCAGCAGCUGACAGAUGCGCACAAGGAGUAUAUGGGUAAGUCCAUUCACACACCUUCAGUGGAAAGUCCAUUUGAACAAGGUGUCUCCCCCAAUAACGUGCCCUACUACAUCAAAGACACAGCUGGACCCGCGCAGAUGACCCAGACACUUCACCAGACCCAGACAACAUGCUGGGACCAUCCCAAGAUGGCAGAGCUCUACCAGUCUCUGGCCGAUCUCAACAACGUGCGUUUCUCGGCGUACCGCACGGCGAUGAAGCUCCGCCGUCUUCAAAAAGCCCUUUGCUUGGACCUCCUGGGCAUGCCCACAGCAUGCGAGGUGUUUGAUCAGCACGGCCUGAAGCAGAACGAGCAGCUGCUGGACAUCUCUCAGCUGGUCACCUGUCUUACCAGUCUGUACCAGCGGCUGGAGCAGACCCACUCCCACCUGGUCAACGUCCCGCUGUGUGUGGAUAUGUGCCUCAACUGGCUGCUCAACGUCUACGACACAACCCGCACUGGGAAGAUAAGAACGCUGUCAUUCAAAACGGGGAUCAUCUCACUCUGCAAGGCUCAUCUGGAGGAUAAGUACAGAUUCCUUUUCCGCCAAGUGGCCAGUGCGACGGGCUUCUGUGACCAACGCCGCCUGGGCCUCCUCCUGCACGACUCCAUCCAGAUCCCCCGCCAGCUUGGAGAAGUUGCAUCCUUCGGAGGGUCCAACAUCGAGCCCUCAGUCCGGAGCUGCUUCCAGUUUGCCAACAACAAACCGGAGCUGGAGGCGUCCAUGUUCCUGGACUGGAUGCGCCUGGAGCCCCAGUCCAUGGUGUGGUUACCCGUCCUUCACCGCGUGGCUGCCGCCGAGACCGCCAAGCACCAGGCCAAGUGCAACAUCUGCAAGGAGUGCCCCAUCAUCGGCUUCAGAUAUCGCAGUCUGAAGCAUUUCAACUAUGACAUUUGCCAAAGCUGCUUCUUCUCUGGACGAGUCGCCAAGGGACACAAGAUGCAGUACCCCAUGGUGGAAUACUGCACUCCGACCACGUCAGGGGAGGAUGUGAGGGACUUUGCCAAGGUGCUGAAGAACAAGUUUCGAACCAAGCGCUACUUUGCCAAACACCCUCGUAUGGGCUACCUGCCUGUUCAGACCAUCCUCGAGGGGGACAACAUGGAGACUCCUGUCACUCUGAUCAACUUCUGGCCCGUAGAUGCACCCGGAUCGUCCCCUCAGCUGUCCCAUGAUGAUACGCACACACGGAUCGAGCACUACGCCAACCGGUUAGCAGAAAUGGAAAAUCGUAAUGGCUCUUAUUUGAAUGACAGUAUCUCACCCAAUGAGAGCAUCGAUGACGAGCACAUGUUGAUCCAGCACUACUGCCAGUCUCUGAACCAAGGCUCUCCCCUCAGCCAGCCACGCAGCCCCGCCCAGAUCCUCAUCUCCAUGGAAACGGAGGAGAAGGGAGAGCUGGAGAGGGUGCUCACCGACCUGGAGCAGGAGAACAGAAAGCUGCAGGCAGAGUACGAUCGUCUGAAGAAGGCCCACGACCGGAAGGGCCUGUCCCCGCUCCCGUCACCCCCGGAGAUGCUGCCCGUGUCCCCCCAGAGCGCUCGCGACGCAGAGCUCAUCGCCGAGGCCAAGCUGCUACGGCAACACAAGGGCCGACUGGAGGCGCGCAUGCAGAUUCUAGAGGACCACAACAAACAGCUAGAGUCACAGCUGCACCGCCUCAGACAGCUACUGGAGCAGACGGAUUCCAAGGUGAACGGCACGGCUCUCUCCUCCCCCUCCACCUCGUCACAGCGCUCCGACUCCUCCCUCCCCGUGCUCAGAGUGGCCGCCAGUCAAACCACAGACACCAUGGGUGAUGACGAGCUCUCCAGUCCAUCCCAAGACGCCGGGUUAGAGGAGGUGAUGGAGCAGCUCAACCAUUCGUUCCCUCAUAGUCAAGGCCCCUCCAUCGGCAGUUUGUUCCACAUGGCGGACGAUCUGGGCCGCGCCAUGGAGUCUCUGGUCACCGUGAUGACUGACGAGCAGAGCGCCGAAUCGCACGAGGCCCUGCGCUUCUGACCCCGCCCCCUCAUCCUCCGAGACCCGCCCCUUCAUCUUCCAAACUCCACCCUUCUCUUCUCUUCCUCCCCAUCCGGCCCACCUACCUACCCACCCACCUUACCUUACCUGCCGCAUGCUUUUCUAGUCAAAACAACUGGAUCGGAACUCAACAGUUUACAAAGAGAAUAUAUAACGUCUAUUUUUGUGAAGGAUUGCGACGUCGAUUAAAAAAAAAAAACUAAAGAAAAAUGACAAAACAUUAUAACUUGUAGAUUUGAGUAGUUUCUUAAAAAAUACGUCCUGAGAAAUCGUUUUAUUAUUAACAGAGGCUGAUUUUUAAACUUCUAUGCAAUUGUAUAAAAUAAGGGGUAUAUCGGGGUUGGGGCACAAUGACAAGAUACAAGUGUGUGUGUUGACGUGAUCGUAUCUAUCGCCAUCUAUUUGUAAACGGGGGUAUAGCGCUAAAGCAUUUCACAUAUUUGUAUGGGGGGAAAAAAUAAGAUUGUAAUCGUAAGGGUGCUUUCUAUAAGAUGUUUCUAUUACACUACUGGCAUCCUGGGUCUUUGCAGUACAAUUUAAGUGUGGGUGUGUGAGUGUGAUGGUGCCUAUUUGACAUUACGUAACAUUAUGUAGCUUUGAUUUAACUUCAUAUAUCCAUCCAUACAAUAGUUUUUUUCCCCUUAUUUUAUGAUUUGGAGUACUGUAUGUAAAAGCACUGUACUAAGCCUGGGACAGAAUGGCUAGAGAUAGGUAUGGAGUGUAGCUAAGAUGUCAAGCUACUUUAAACACUGCUGUAAUUAAAGGUGUACUGUGUAACUUUUCUGGUACAGGGUCUGAUAUCUUCUUGUCUCCAUAGAGAUGUUGUUGUUUUACCUGGAAUGUAGUAAGUAUGUAAUAGGGUACUGAAAAAGUACUGCAAAUCAGAUACUAAUCGAUAUUAAAACUAGUGUUGGAACUAGACACCUAAUUGAGCUAGUAUCAGUAGUAAAAAAAAAAAGUUAGAUUCACAGGACAGAAAUUAACUUCCUAAAUAUCUUUAGAAUGAUCUUGAGCUUUAUCAGAACAAGUAUAAGAGCACGUUGACUAGUAUACGCCCAUGGAACACUCUGGAACCUAACUGGACCACUGAGGGAUUACACAGAUAAGACCACAUGGUGAUAUAAUGAAAGUACCAUGAUUUAAUGUUGAAAAUGACAUUCUGUUGUCUAAAGAGUGUUUUACACACCAACAUGUUGCUAUAGUCAGUAUUGAGUAUCGAUUCCUUUAGUAUCAGAAUUUGUGUGAAAUUUUAGUAUUAAAUUUGUCUUUCUACAUGUCUUCAAUUCCAGGCGUCUUAUGCAGAGUUCACAUAGUCAUGGAAAUCCUUGAAAAAUCAUGGAAAUUGAAAAUGUCAUUUCUAGGCCUGGAAAAGUGGUGAAAUUUUAGUAUCUCUUUCACACAACUAUAGCGUUCUGUUAAGUUCUCAUUAGGCUAUUAUGGUUAUUUCUGAACGUAUGCACCUUUUGUUUAAAAGAGACGCUAAUGCACUGACAAUAUUUUGAAUGUUAAAAAACUGUAAUACCAAGCCAUAAGAUAAGUGGAAAGGGUUAACAUUUCAUAUUUAGCACUAAAAGUAUGAUCUAUUCUACACAUGUAGGGAACCAUGGAAAAUUCACUUUAGGUCAUGAAAAAGUCAUGGAAAAGUGUAAACAUUUUGUCAGUGAAACAGUGGGAACCCCGUUUGUGGUUAAAGAAUGGAUAUAUAUUACGAGUUAUAUACUUGUAGUUUAAUGCCAUACUGUGGAACAUUCCAGGAAAAGCAGCAACAUCCCCAUGGACGCAAGUAAUUGGAAAACCCCCUCCAGAAAAGUUACAUUGUGCACCUUUAAUAUGACGAUCUUUAUGUCGAGAACGGGAUUUGAACCGCAAACUUUUGGAUCAGUGGACAAACUCUACCCACUGAUCUACUGUCUAACCUAGUAACAUUUACAUUGACUAUACUGACUUAUUAGAGUUAGAAAGAGAUAUUCUUUGCUCAAAAUUUGUACUUUUUGACAGAUUAGUUUGCAUUGUCCACUCUGUUUCAGGCUGUAGUCCGAAAUCCAAAUUGCACUGGUAAUUUUCAAAGGUCCUAUUACAAACUUUAAGUGAAUGUGCUAGUAAUAAUAAUAAUAAUAAUAAUAAUACAAUUUUGCGUUUUACAAGGCUGCUAGUUUGAGUUUUGUUGCUUCCUUUUGAACAGGUUAGGAUGAUGCAAGCUCUACCUCGUGCGAAUCGUCAACGUCCAUUGCGGAUUUGUCAGAACAGGUCCCACCCGAGUCCACCCAGAUGCAUUGUGGGUAGUCUGGCAUGAUGUCCCAAUUACGCUACUACCACAUACGGUCAGAUCAGAAUGUUCAGAAUCCCAAACUAUCGUGCACUGCUGUCAGUUACUUCAUUUGUGGAGGAUGCACUCAUUCUAGCUACUUUUUUUGUCUUUUUGUUAGGAUUAUUUUAGCAUGUGUGGCUAAAAUAAGUUUAUAUUUAAUGUCUAACCACUCAGAGAAUCUCGAGUGUAGGAGGUGUGUGUAUUUUUGUGUUAUGUUUUUGGCAGCAUGAUCCAAAAGUUUUUGUUUUCAAACCAGACGGACACUGAAACUGAGUUGUUCUAACUUUUUUGUCUUCUCAUCUUCACCACCCUCACGUCUGAAAUAACGCGUCUAUACGUCACAACAUAUCAGAUUCCACCAAAUAUAUGCCUUACUACUGUAUUAUAAAAUGCUUUACUGUAUAUCAAUAAAGCACGCAGUUAUGUUCA